AAAAAAAAAAAAAAAACUCAUCAAGUCUUCCUCUAAUCCUCUUCCUCAAGGGAAGAAAAAGGACGAAGGAGAGAGAAACUAUGUCUUCCAUCCUCCCACCCACACAAUCUUCCUUAAUCUUCUAGAGAAAAAAAAAAACUCCAUUUUCUUUCACCAUCAAUUUCACCCAAUUAUUCCCAUUUUUAUUAUCAUCAUCAAUUUAUCAUCAUAUUUUUCAAUUAAGAUCCUCAUUUUUUCCAUCAUUUCAUCAUGAGAAAAGGAAGAUCAACGGUUAAAACAACCCCAAAUCAAAUCAGAUCUACCCCGUUAAAUCCAUCGGUGAAUGUAAAAUUCCGGGGAGUUCGAAGACGCCCAUGGGGUAGAUUCGCAGCAGAGAUCCGUGACCCGUUUAAGAAAACCCGGGUUUGGUUGGGUACAUUUGAUUCCGCUGAAGAUGCUGCCCGGGCUUAUGAUAAAGCUGCCCGGGAAUUUUGUGGGUCUAAAGCUAAAACAAAUUUCCCUCUCUCUCCUAUUUUUCCAGCGUCCAAAUUAUCUCCAUGCGACGGCGUUUUAGUUGAUAAUGUUGAGAUGAUCCAACGGCCAGCAUCAAGUGGGAUGAGUUCCACUGUGGAAUCCUACAACGCGUCACAGGUGAUUAGAAUAAUUCAGAAUAAUCAUGCUGUGAUGAGGAAUAGGGUUGAUGAUGAUUGUAGAAGUGAUUGUGAUUCUUCUUCUUCUGUUAUUGAUGAUGUUAAUGGUGAUGAUGGUGAUGAAAUUGGUUCUUCAUCUGUAGCCGUUGGAUUCAAACAACCUCUACCGUUUGAUCUGAAUCUUCCGCCGAUUGACGGUGGUGAUGAGGGUUACUUUUUUGGGUUUGAUGAUGAUUAUAAAGCUACGGCGCUUUGUCUUUAGAACGAGCAGUCCGAUGCACAAAGCGUUUUGAUGUUCGAACUCGUGACCAGCUGUCUGAUGACACGUGGGUGGUUUGUGUUUAACGGUAAAGAUUUGAUAAUUUGAUGUUCAUUAUGAAAAUUUGAGAAACAAAGGGAAAUAAAGAAAAAAUGAUUGAUUUUGUUUCUCUUUUAUAUCUGUGUUUAAUUUUAUGUUCUUUGAAAAUUUUAUGUUGAAGAACAGGAAAAAAAAAAAGAAAAAAAAUGGGUAUGAAAAUUAGAUAUGAUAUAUUAUGUUAUAUCAUAAGUAACAACUUUUAGUUUAUGUUAAUUUGAGAAUCAAGGUUUGCCCUUUUGAUUUAGGGGAAAUAGAGAUGAUAUGAGGUAUAAUAUACCGGGUAUGAUGAUGAUAUGAGAUCUAGGGCUUGUAUGAAUUGAAAUUUCAAAUUGGGGGAGGGUUUGAAGGUGGAUUAGAGAUGUAAUAUUAUUAGAAAUGAUGAUUAUGAUGGGGAUUGUUUAGGUUUUGUUUAGAGAUCAAUGUUAAUUUCCCUUUUUACCACAAUAUUACUCUUUGUAUUGUAGAGAGAAAAAAAGGAAACUCUUGUAAGAAAUGAAAAUCCCAAAAGGAAAAAUGGUUUCUUUAUUGAUGUUUAUGAUCAAAA
Molecule: messenger RNA, 1531 nt
Organism: Amaranthus tricolor (Joseph's coat)
Lineage: Eukaryota; Viridiplantae; Streptophyta; Magnoliopsida; Caryophyllales; Amaranthaceae
Product: ethylene-responsive transcription factor 3-like
Exons: 1
Coding region: 250-891 (213 amino acids)
Biological process (GO): regulation of DNA-templated transcription
Molecular function (GO): DNA binding; DNA-binding transcription factor activity
Source: RefSeq, a predicted model, not a curated record